AUCAUGAUGCGUAUGGACCCACGAACUUCGUGCGAAAGGCUUUCGUCCUUUUGGAAGAGGGAUGAUUAAAACCCUCUUUUGUAUUCCAUAUCGCACUUUCUCGCUCUCAUUUUUGGAUUCCAGAAACCCUAAAACCCGAUCUCCGGCGAGAUUCCGUUUCUAUUGGCGGCUCGUUUCAGAGGUUUUUUGUUUCUCAGUUUUCGCAUAGGAAGAUUUGUGUGUAACGUUUAUGUUCAUCUCCAAACUUUCACAAGUUGGGCUUUGGAUGGUCAAGGAGUUCAAAAUAGAUUUUUGGAAGAAUGUAUAAAUAUGCCAAAGGUACGGUUCCUGCACUCAGGAGGUGGGAAGGUCAUUGGGUGUCUGCUAUGGCUUGGUUGGUGGAGAGUAUGUAGGAAGUCCUAUGGCUAUCUCCAUUUUAAGUUGGGGUUGCUAGCACUGUGUGAUCCUUUGAGAAUGGUGCAGAACUAUAGGCAUGCAAUGGCAAACUGAGUCUUGUACAACUCCUUUAGCUUCAGGAGAUCUUUUAUACUGGGUCGAGUCAUUUCUAUCUCUAGAAUGGGAAACGUGCAAAGACCUAGUCAUUAUCGCCAAUCUCUGUUUCAGAAGUAUUCUCAUUCUACCACAGCCGUUGAUAAAGCUCGUGAGGCUGAGAAUGAGGAGAAAGAAAAAAUAUCCGUGACGUUUGUUGACAAGGGCGGAGAGGAGAAGCAUAUCAAGGUCCCUGUUGGAAUGUCAAUGUUAGAAGCAGCACAUGAAAAUGAUAUAGAACUCGAAGGAGCUUGUGAAGGCUCGCUUGCAUGUUCAACAUGUCACGUGAUUGUGAUGGAUGUGGCUUUCUACAACAAGCUAGAAGAUCCUACUGAUGAGGAAAAUGACAUGUUGGACCUUGCUUUUGGGCUUUCGGAAACGUCUCGUCUAGGCUGCCAGGUGAUUGCGAAGCCUGAGCUUGAUAGGAUUCGAUUGGCGCUGCCAGCUGCUACGAGAAACUUUGCGGUGGAUGGUUAUGUGCCCAAACCACACUGAACAUUUUGCAUCUUGGAAGCCAUCGCUGAUACCCAGCUUCUUUUCAGUGUAAAGCAUGCAACCAUGUCAGUUUUGUAGUCUCUCCUUUCUCUCUAGAAUAUUUGGUUACCGAUGCAUCCCCUCACAACAGAAAUUUAGAAUGGUUGUCCAUUGUUGUUACAUUAGUGAUUUAUCGAGCUUUUCUGAGCUACAUCUCUCAUAAGUAUCGUUGUUGAAUUUUUA
Magnolia sinica is the source of this 1245-nucleotide messenger RNA. RefSeq names its product adrenodoxin-like protein 2, mitochondrial. Gene Ontology annotation, biological process: P450-containing electron transport chain. NCBI's taxonomy places the organism in Eukaryota, Viridiplantae, Streptophyta, Magnoliopsida, Magnoliales, Magnoliaceae. Bases 556 to 1023 code for a protein of 155 amino acids. The record is from RefSeq and is a predicted model, not a curated record. Gene Ontology annotation, cellular component: mitochondrion. The transcript has 10 exons. Gene Ontology annotation, molecular function: 2 iron, 2 sulfur cluster binding.